Messenger RNA from Bubalus bubalis (water buffalo), 875 nucleotides. RefSeq lists its product as uncharacterized. The record is from RefSeq and is a predicted model, not a curated record. Lineage: Eukaryota; Metazoa; Chordata; Mammalia; Artiodactyla; Bovidae. The transcript has 8 exons. The coding region runs from base 1 to 663 and encodes 220 amino acids.
AUGGUGAUGGUGAUUUACAGCUCAGGAGACUGGGGCAACUACGAAGAGAAAAUGAUUCCUCCCCUAACACUGCCACUCUGGAAGGAUCCGGAGGCCGGCACAGACACGUACGUGGAAGGAAAGCAGGCGGGGACUGUGGCCGUGGAGGGGACCGGAAGGUCCGGCUCGGCCCCCUGGCAGGGGCUCCUGGUCCCAGAGCCUGGAAACCCCCGCCCGGAGGUACCGUCUGCACACGAGACACGCACGUACGAACAAAGGCGCUUUCCCUCGCUGGCCCUGUCUGCUAGGAGACAGAAUAGGAGCCGCCACGCUCUGAGGUGCCUGGAAGGUCAGGCCGAGAGGAGCCUCGAGACUUGCGGCCUGGAGCGGGACCGGAGGGAGGAGCAGGAAGCUGUGGCUGCUGGGCAUGAGUCUGGACUCCUGAGCGUCGCCAAGUCCCAGGAAGAAGCCUGCCAGCCACGAGUUGAGGGGCAGAGGCUGCCUCCUGGAUUUGAGGCCUCAGCACUGCGGGCUAGCAACGAACUCAGUAUUCACCUGGUCUCGUGGAGCCGUAAGUGCCCCACAGAUUGGCCACAACCCGAAUUCUGGACUGCCCAGCACUGGAAGAGGCUUCCAGACAGCAGGCUGCAGCGCACUGAAUGGAUCCAGCUGUUUAGUUUGUGAGAUCAAGGAGUAGGAAGGUUCUGAAGGAGUCCUCGACAGACGUCUCACUAAGCCCUGCACCUGGCUCUGGGGAUACUACAUUCCAGGCUCUCCCAGCUCAAGACUGACUGACAAAUCCUCGGGACUGGCCCUGUGUCCCUUACCCCUUGAGCCCCUGUGCCCAGAAACCCCAGCACAGUGGGUCCUUCCAAAGUGGUCGCAGAGUCAGAGUU